Molecule: messenger RNA, 1015 nt
Organism: Microstroma glucosiphilum
Lineage: Eukaryota; Fungi; Basidiomycota; Exobasidiomycetes; Microstromatales; Microstromataceae
Exons: 2
Coding region: 101-847 (248 amino acids)
Source: RefSeq, a predicted model, not a curated record
ACUGUCCAUGAUUGCUGCUUCUCAUAAGGAGCGAAUGCUCGACGUACCCUGACCUACUUAUUUCUCCAUCAGCAGCACUCAAUAUUUGUCGUACAACAUCAUGGCUACAGUCCGGAGCGUGCCUCAUCUCCCUUCUCCCCUCUUCCAGCGCAGAUCCGAGAACCGCGCCAAGCCGCUCCAGCUUCCUCAUCGAGUAUCGGGACCCAGCGACUCGGGUGGCUCAGCUAGCAGUAGCGAUCGAUUCAUACCUCCGAGCACCAACGAUAGAGCGAAUGACCACAGCUCUACUCUUCCUUCGGAAGACGCCGCAGACGGAGCGGCACACGACUUCCGUCCGCAGCCCUGUGUCGAACCUCUCUGCAUCGAUGAUCUCUUCCUCAAAUUGUCGAUUGCUCCACCACGUUGUGAGGACGCAGCACAUGUUUCCACUGCUCCAAACAAAGAACGUCGAAUCUCUCCUACUGCUUCAGCAAGCUCCAGCACAGACUCGCUGUGGGGCACACCUAUCGAUGCGACGGCCAUCAGACUGGGCCUCGUUAGUCCUUCGGGCGGUCGAACUCCUGUUGUAUCUCCUCACCCUGGCCCUAGCGGCGACGCCUGCCCUUCGCCAACUGAGCGGUGCAGCACUCCCACCAUCUCUUCAAGCCGCAAAGACCCUGCUUCCCUCUCUACCGCAACGCCUUCACUGCUCGCGGUGGAAACGUCUAGAGCUGUGAUGCUCCACACGGCAGAGUCGUGUCUUACUUCGGCCAGUAGUGCUCUGGAGAACGAUUGCAGGUCUAGACAGCUGGACUCACCCUCUCGGGAGCCUGCACAGGUCUGCAGCGGGAGACGCUCCUCGAUGUGACCCUGAAGUAGGGGAGCUGAUGGGACAAUGACGCUCGUGAAUCAGCAACAAGUGCUAUUCUAGCAGACGACCACGACCUGAUCUCUGGGACAGAGGCCGUCAAUAUCUCGUAUGUCGGACGUACACUCCCACUUGCAAUGCAGCUCUUUUCGAUAAAUGGCACGAGCA